Molecule: messenger RNA, 1374 nt
Organism: Bacidia gigantensis
Lineage: Eukaryota; Fungi; Ascomycota; Lecanoromycetes; Lecanorales; Ramalinaceae
Exons: 1
Coding region: 1-1374 (457 amino acids)
Source: RefSeq, a predicted model, not a curated record
AUGAAGGUGGAAGAACUUUGCCAUCAACUAUGGCCGGAGAAAAGUAGGCAUAUCGGUCAGCAAUUCCGCAAACUAUUUCGGAGAAAAAAGAACGUCAGCCAGGGACCAACAAAGACCUUUCAAAUCGAGCGGCUUGAGGGCGGCAGUUUCAAUCGAAUAAUUGGAGUUGCGAUCAAUGACAGCGAUAAAUCGAAAUUUGUGCUCCGCAUUCCUCGCUUUGAGUUUGCUCGUCCUGCUAGAGACGCGGCGAUCCUUCGCUAUGUACGCCAAAGAUAUCCUCAAAUUCCAGUCCCUGAGAUAGAGGCCGCAGAUUUCACAAGCCACAAUGUCCUCAAUGAGCCAUAUAUGGUGCAGAAACGUAUUCCUGGAAUUGGGCUCCACUCAAAGGAAUGCCGUUUUCCAGGCCUUACGCACGACCAAAAGCACACAUUUGCUGCCCAGUUCGGAAAAAUACUUCGGAGCUUGAUGUCUGUCAAGAACGAAGAGCCUGGCCAGAUCGAAGGUAUCGCCAUAUUUGGCUCUGCCCAGGCAAAGCGUCAGGUCCCAUGUUUCCGUGUCCGACCAUUUGACGUUGACGCUGAUCUGACCCGCUGCAAUCCCGACCUGGAUGAGAUGACAGUCUCAGGUGAGCAGCCUAAGUAUGAAUCUCAUUUAGAAUUCUUCUUGACUCAGUUCGGGCGGUACAAAGCUGCAGCUAUGAAGCGAAAUGCCAUUGCUGAAGCCGAAUACAUGGCUGCUUUCGCAUCACUCGCCAUCCAAUUAGACCAGAGUGGAUUCCUUGGCCAAGACGCAAGGUACGUGCUGUGCCAUCUCGAUUUGAAUAUGUCCCCACAUAACAUCAUGGUCAAGAUUGACGACAAAGCCAAUCUUUCCAUCACCGGCAUCCUCGAUUGGGACUCGGCUGUACUGCUCCCUACCUUUGCAGCUUGUCAACCCCCAAUGUGGGUCUGGGCGUGGGAUAAGGAAGAGCCUGAAGACGAGAGAGCCGCGGGUCUUACACCCUUGUCACCUGAAAUGCAAGAGCUCAAAGCUAUUUUUGAGGAUGCUGUGGGAGACGAGUGGUUGAAAUACAGGUACCAACCUGGCUUCAGGAUUGCGAGAAAACUAUGCGAUUUCGCAAUCAAUGGCCUUACUUCUCCUCAAAAGAUGGAGGAGGCGAACGACUUAAUAAAAGAGUGGGCUAGCAUGAGACCCGAAGGCAUGGAAGAAGUAUUAGAACCGCGAAAAAGUGACAAUAUUUGGAUCUUGAAUGACGAUUUUGACCAAGGGCUUGAUCUCCCAAAACCCGCCAAUCCAGAGAUUUACCCCCAGACUGUCAGCACAUCCAAGCAGGACUUGUCAGUUGAGCUGAAAUUAGCAUUCCAGAUUGAUUAG